CUCAGUUUUAGCUGAGAAAGCUGGUCCCCUUGGGCCCCCUUUGCUGCCUCGGAGGCUCCGUCCCCCCUCAUUCCCGGGUCGCACGCCCGUGUGCGCCUCAGUUUCCUCCUUUGUAAAGUGGGGAGGAAACUCCCUCCACCAAGACAUGUUGGCUGUGCAGCUGAGAGCGGCAGGACUUGAACCCUGGUCUUCCUUCUCGUUAGGCUCCUGCUGUGCCCCCCCCCCCACCGGGGGUUGGGAUCGAGAAGGGGUGUUGCGGUGGCACCGGCUGGUCCCCUUCCCCUGUCUGCUGCGUCUGCCCGACGUUUGGAAAGCCCCUUCCCAGGUCUGUGGUCGUCGUGGAUUGACCGCAGCUUCCUCAGGAGGCCAUAGUGCAGAACUGGCCUUUCUUUCUUCUAAAAACCCGUGUUCUGAGGAACAGGACUCAGGGAAGAACAUUGUGAGGCUCCUCGGCCCGGAGCAGGGCACCGAGGAGCCGGAGGAGGCGGUUCGCCUGCUGUUGGACAUGGGCUUCAGUCAGACCCAUGUGAUGGAACUGUUCAGGAUCCGAGCGGGCAUCCGACCUCAGCAGAUGCUGGCGGUAGUCUCAGAGUUAUUGCUGCUGGGUUUGGACCCAGACCCUGUAUGUAAGGCCUUGCAGAAAAACCCAAGGAUCCUGCAGCUGACAGGCAAGCAGCUGAAGAAUCGGGCUGGCCAUCUGAGACGGCUGGGGCUCGGAGGAGGGAACUUGCAGCACAUGAUGCAUUGUUGUCCGGACCUGUUCACCAUGAGCCAGCAACGUAUCGAUACCCUCGUCUCUGUUCUGAAGGACAAAUGCCUUUUCACUGGGCAGCAGGUGACAGAGAUAUUGCACAGCUGCCCCCGAGUCCUUCAGGAGGACCCCGGUGCCUUGGAGUACAAAUUCCAGGUGAAAGAGAGCAGGAUGGGAAUCAAGCAGCGAGACCUGGUGAAGACCAAGUACUUCCAGUACUCAAUGACCAAGAUCAAAGAGAGGCACAUCUUCCUAGAGCGGCUGGGCCUUUUCCAGACUCCCGAUAAGAAGGGACAAACGCAGGUCUGUAACCCACCCUUGAAUUCGAUGUUGAGAGUCCCAGAAGCAGAGUUUUUAGCCCAGACAGCCCGCUCGUCUUCAGAGGAGUUCGAAGUCUUUAAGAAGCUCUUAGCUCGUGAGGAGCUGGAGGAGGGUGACGGUCUGAGUACAUCUGAGGAUGAGGACUCGGACUGGACGGACACGGACAGUUCUGGUGAUGAAAAGGACUGAAAGGCAGAGAUGAGUGGAAGAUGCCGAUGGGUAUUCUCCCUUUACGAAGAUCUCUCCUGGAAGCGUCAUUGGAGGCUUCUCGAGGGAGCGACGCCCUCUGGAGACUUAGCUCUGUGACAGGACAGCAGGCAGACUUUCAAUCAAGGAUCCAGCUGACCAGGGAGCCGCUGCCACUCCCUCCUCCGUCGGAGCAAACCCAGAGCUGAGGCUCCGUGUGCAGUUAAGGACUCCCUCGGUGUAACGGUGUGCAAGCAAUAAAUCGAAAUUCCACCCCA
Molecule: messenger RNA, 1536 nt
Organism: Dromiciops gliroides (monito del monte)
Lineage: Eukaryota; Metazoa; Chordata; Mammalia; Microbiotheria; Microbiotheriidae
Gene: MTERF4
Product: mitochondrial transcription termination factor 4
Exons: 4
Coding region: 146-1261 (371 amino acids)
Biological process (GO): mitochondrial ribosome assembly; regulation of DNA-templated transcription
Cellular component (GO): mitochondrion
Molecular function (GO): double-stranded DNA binding
Source: RefSeq, a predicted model, not a curated record